UGAUGAUGUAAUUUAUGUGCGACAAAAUACUCCUUCUCGCGUGCGCCACCGUCGCGUGUUUCCCACAACAGUCAUGACUGCCGUUGGUUUCUGUGGAGAGUGGUUUAUUUUCACCUGCGACAAGAAACUUGUCGCAAUUCACACUAAAAAGACCAGAGAACCAUUUGUGUUUGACUGCAGCACUGCUGAGAAGAGGCCAAAAAAUACAAAGGAUGACAACAGUGAUGACGGUGCCUCAGAGGAAACAGGAACUGACAAAGUCCUUGCUUUCGCAAUGUCUCCUUCUGGAAAACUGGUAGCACUUACUGAUGACACGAAGAGGCUGGUUCUGUUUCACUGUGAGCCUUCAUGGCAAUGUAUCAGCAUCAGGUGGGUGAUGAGGCGGUGUACAUCAAUGGUGUUCAGCCAGGCCGAGGAUGAGCUACUAGUGGCAGACAAAUCGGGAGAUGUGUACUCCUUCUCAGUGGUGGAGCCACAGAAAGAGGGCAAGCUGAAGAUGGGCCACCUGUCCAUGUUGCUCGCUGUAACCAUGUCACUAGAUGACAAGUACAUCAUUACAGCUGACCGUGAUGAGAAGAUCAGAGUAAGCCAUCUCAGGUGUCCAUACAACAUCCAGUCCUUCUGCCUGGGACAUCAACAGUUUGUCAGUGCCUUACUGGUCCCCUCAGGUCAUUCCCACUGUCUAUUGUCUGGAUCAGGGGACGGGACCGUGAAGCUGUGGGAGUAUGAAUCUGGCCGUAGACUACAAAGCUUGGACCUCAAAGAGCUUGAAGAGACACAGAGCUCUGAGGCUGACAAAGAGAAGAAGACAACUGUGUGCCGAAUUGCCAGCUCCCCUGAUGGAUGCCACAUAGCUGUGCAGUGUGAAAGAUUGUCCACAAUUCAGUUUUUCACUCUGGACAAGGUGGGUGAAGAGAGGUUAGUGCCUCACACCAGGCUCUCCUUGCCCCACUGUCCCCUGGACAUAACCUUUGACCCAAAGGGAUGUCUCUGGGUGCUAAUGGACUCCAAUGAUGCACCUCUCCAAACCUACACACACAGACAAGGCUCCUGGGAGUGUGAUGCUGACAGCCCUGAAGUCAACACAGUGACUGAGGCCCUAAAGCCACACUGGGAGACACUUGAAGCCUCUGCAAGGACCAACAGCAGCUUUGAACAUCUUUACAAGGUGAGUUUUGACAAUGUGACGGCAUACAUGCAGAAGAAACAGCAGAGACUGGAGGAGCAGCAGCUGAAGAGGACGAAAAUGCUGAAAGCAAACAACAACAAGAAGAAGGCCAAGAAGGAGACAUCAGGAACUGUAACUCAAUCAUCUACCUGAACUGACAAUUUGAAAAGAGUGUUAUUAUUUCCUUUAUGUUUGAUGCUUUGAAUGAUGAAUCUAAGUUGAAUGUGCACAUUGAUGAAGAAUAGUGUAUGCUUUGCCACUUGGCUUGUGUAGAUGGAUUUUUGUUUUCCUCAAAUUUCUGCCAGAUUUUUAAAAAUAAACAUUGCAGCUAAAAACUGCA
Molecule: messenger RNA, 1508 nt
Organism: Lates calcarifer (barramundi perch)
Lineage: Eukaryota; Metazoa; Chordata; Actinopteri; Centropomidae
Gene: wdr4
Product: WD repeat domain 4
Exons: 11
Coding region: 74-1321 (415 amino acids)
Biological process (GO): RNA (guanine-N7)-methylation
Cellular component (GO): cytosol; nucleus; tRNA methyltransferase complex
Molecular function (GO): tRNA (guanine(46)-N7)-methyltransferase activity; protein binding
Source: RefSeq, a predicted model, not a curated record